GUUCAAGGUUGACAUGGGAUGAACGAAAUUAUUUAACCUGGUCUUGGAUCAAGCCCAUCAUUCCUCAGCUUAUGCAGAACUGAAUGAAGGUGUCUGUUGGGGCCAGAGCAAAGUGUCUUCUUGCCCGCAGCCAUGCUGGGCCUUUCUAAACAAGCCUCGCUCUACCUGAGUCUUCUUCUAUUUCUGUCCCUCCAAUCCUCAGUCCUCACCCUUACUGGGACCGCGAGCCAGUGCCAGUCUGCUCCCUUUGUACCAGGUUACAAUCUGGCAGGAGAGGGCUUUAACAUAGUCACUCUGCGCCGACAAGGAGCCUACGUGAUUGAUAUGAGGACCCACCUCAACCCGAAUGGCACCUGUACACUUUACCACAACCCUCUUCAAGGCAACGCGUUGCAAAAAGUGCCACUCUCUGUGCAUGACUGGAGAUCCUUCCGUCAGUGCACUGCAUCUCUCCACGGAAGCUACCACAGCUCUAACAGCACACUAAUUGAAACAUACACCAGUCUAGACAGCCAUGACUGGAAGUCCGGACUGAAUAUAAGUAAACUUGGUGGCUUAAAUGUUGGUGGAUCAAGUUCCAGUGCCUACAGCUUUGCUUCAACCAGGAGCAGAGAAGACCAGCACAUUUUCAGCCUUCACUACAUGUACUGCAACCACUACUCAUACCGAGUGUCAAACAGACCAACCCUGAGCUCUGAGUUCAGGGGGGAUUUGGACCAACUGCCACCAUACUCCGCUUCAACAAAGGCUGAUUACAGGAGAAUUAUAGAGACAUACGGCACACAUUACAUCAACAAGGUUUGGCUUGGAGGACGAUACAGAAGGCUGUCAGCUAUCCGUACAUGUUUGUCCAGAUUGAAUGGCUUGUCAACUUAUCAGGCACAUGACUGCUUGUCUCUGGGAAUCAAAUUAAGCCUGAAGAUAAUUCAAGGUUCAUCAGAAACACAUACCUGCUCCAAGAUCUUGGAGAACAUGGACACUGCUGCAUCAUACAGCGCUGGGCUCCACCAGCACGUCACAGAGGUAACAGGAGGAAAUGGUUGGCUCGGCGAAUUUUCACUCUCUGGUAUUGACGCCUCUGGCUAUGAAACAUGGCUGCGCAGCCUCAAAGAUCACCCUGAUGUUAUUCACUAUUCUCUGAGACCACUGUACGAGCUGGCACUAUCGUGGUCAACUAUGAUUGGACUGUAUUUGGCCACACAUGAUUACCUCAAAGAACAUGGCGUCAGUUCUGGGACCAGUAAUCCAAGAUGUAGCGGUCGUCCUAACCUUGAUUACAACUGCUGUCCCAUCGAGACCCGCAGAGGAAAUCUAAGGGUGACCAUCGUCCGUGCUUGGGGUCUGAAAGGAGAUCCUGUCGGGAAGACAGAGGCGUAUGUGAAGAUGUGGUACGGUCAACAUUACCGUAGGACCCGUAUGAUCCGAUCAAACUCCCCCCGUUGGAAUUCAGAUUAUGACCUUGGAAAUGUUUAUGCCCAUUUGAGUCUUAAGAUUGAAGUCUGGGAUGAAGAUGUGUUCAGAGACGACCGUCUGGGGUCAUGUGUGAGGAACCUGAGACAGGGGUCACACACUUUUAUCUGUUCAGUCCAAAGAGGGGGAAUAGAGAUCAGAUACUCACUCACCUGUGACCGCCAUCUGACUGGAAACCAGUGCCAGGACUACAGACCAGUUCCAUAGAAACUCAGUCUGAAUGAAAGAAACAAUGAAACAUUAUAUUAGCAUUUCCACUGUAUGAGCAUUAGCUUUCCCGAUUUUUGAUCAAUAUCUUUUCUAAUAAAUGACAUGAUAGGUGUUGGUGAAAGUUAAAAAGGUCUGAUCUAUGUCACUGUGAUUUUAGAUGAUUUAGUAACUGUCUACUUCAUCACUUUACUUUGCUAAAAACAGCUAAUAAAUACACAGAAAUGAUUUUAAGCAUCAUUCACGUUGUCCCUGAGCAUCAAUACUUAUCUCUAGCACAGACUGUAGAGGAUGUUAAGCAGGAGAUGGCGCUAUUG
Molecule: messenger RNA, 1994 nt
Organism: Cynoglossus semilaevis (tongue sole)
Lineage: Eukaryota; Metazoa; Chordata; Actinopteri; Pleuronectiformes; Cynoglossidae
Product: perforin-1-like
Exons: 11
Coding region: 133-1677 (514 amino acids)
Biological process (GO): T cell mediated cytotoxicity; defense response to virus; immunological synapse formation
Cellular component (GO): membrane
Molecular function (GO): wide pore channel activity
Source: RefSeq, a predicted model, not a curated record